Trichogramma pretiosum is the source of this 3116-nucleotide messenger RNA. RefSeq names its product glucose dehydrogenase [FAD, quinone]. The coding region runs from base 518 to 2365 and encodes 615 amino acids. The transcript is spliced from 4 exons. NCBI's taxonomy places the organism in Eukaryota, Metazoa, Arthropoda, Insecta, Hymenoptera, Trichogrammatidae. The record is from RefSeq and is a predicted model, not a curated record. Gene Ontology annotation, molecular function: oxidoreductase activity, acting on CH-OH group of donors; flavin adenine dinucleotide binding.
GGUAUCAGUCAGUGUGUAGAAUCUCGCGAGCUGGUGAGCUGCUGCUGCUGCUGCGCGCGCCUUCGCGCUCGUUUCGCGUCUGUAUACAACACGAACGCUGUAUAGUAGUGGUAAUAGUAGUAGUGGUGUAUACGUUACGCUCCGUGUGAUUUGCGCGUUUCGCCGGCGAGGCAUUUUUCUCUCUCUCUCUUUGCGAAAAGGAGUUUCACUGUAAGGUGUACAAACACAUACGGCAGUGCUGCUCUGCGCAGGAUGUCGCGCGUAAGAUUACGACGUGACGACGGAUGAGCCAUAGUGGCUCGUGUGACUAGAUUUUGUAAUUGGCCUUGUUAACGCUGCGAAGCGACUUUUCCGAUUGACUCUUGGAAAAUUAGUGUAGCGAAAGAACAGAAAUUUUGGGGCCACAGUGUCAACAAGUUUUUCGCAUGUAUGAGUCUCGAAACUCGGCUCAGGCGUAGUGUACGUGCGUCGACGCUCGGGGAAAGCAGAAGCAGAAGCAACAGCAGCAUCGGCAAAAAUGAGCAUCGGACUGCCAGCAACUUUCGUCGGAUGGAGCCUUAUACCGCUUCUCGGCGUUGGCUUCACCAUGUUACGCUAUAAUAGCGUUGAUCCUGAGAAUCACCCGACGAACCAGCAACAGUUGCUGUCAACGUACGACUUUAUCGUGGUCGGGGGUGGAUCAGCAGGAGCAGUGCUCGCCUCGCGCCUCUCCGAGAUCCCCGACUGGAAGAUCUUGCUGAUAGAGGCCGGAGGCGACGAGAACGAGGUGUCGGACGUGCCGUCCCUGACGGGCUACAUGCAGCUGUCCGAGUUCGACUGGCAAUACAAGACGGCGCCGCCGACGAAUUCGGCCUAUUGUCUGGCUAUGCUCGGCGACCGAUGCAACUGGCCCCGCGGCAAGGUACUCGGUGGCUCGAGCGUGCUCAACGCCAUGAUAUACGUCAGAGGUAACAGGCGAGACUACGACAAUUGGGCUGAUUUGGGCAAUCCAGGCUGGAGCUACGAGGAUAUAUUGCCAUACUUUCUCAAAUCGGAGGACAAUCGUAAUCCCUAUUUGGCUCGCACGGCUUAUCACGCGACCGGCGGCUAUCUGACAGUGCAAGAAACUCCAUGGCGCACGCCUCUAUCGAUUGCCUUUCUACAAGCAGGUGCCGAGCUCGGCUACACGAACCAGGACAUUAACGGGGCUAAUCAAACUGGUUUCAUGAUAACGCAGGCCACCAUACGACGCGGCAGUCGCUGCUCCACGGCCAAAGCCUUCUUGCGGCCGGUUCGCAAUCGGCCUAAUCUGCAUAUAGCCAUGAACGCGCAGGCGCUGCGCGUCACUUUCAACGAGAACAAGAGAGCCACGGGAGUGGAAUUUCUGCGCGACAAUCGCAAGCAGCACGUGCGAGUUCGCCGCGAGGUGAUCAUGUCCGCGGGCGCCAUCGGAUCCCCUCAACUGCUCAUGCUGUCGGGCAUUGGGCCCCGAGAGCAUCUCCAGGAAUUCGGCAUCGACGUGCUCGCGGAUCUGCCCGUGGGUGAGCAUCUGCAGGAUCACGUGGGCCUGGGUGGACUGACGUUCCUCGUCAACGAGCCCAUUACUUUCAAGAAGGAUCGCUUCCAGACGCCCUCCGUCAUGCUCGAGUACGUGCUAAACGAGCGCGGCCCUAUGACGACUCAAGGCGUCGAAGGUGUAGCUUUCGUCAAUUCUCGCUACGCCGAUCCUAGCGGCGACUUUCCCGAUGUGCAGUUUCAUUUCGCGCCCAGCUCCAUCAGCUCCGACGGCGGCGAUCAAAUACGAAAAAUCACUGGCCUCCGCGACAGCGUCUACAAUACCAUGUACAAGCCCAUACAGAAGGCCGAGGCUUGGUCGAUACUGCCUCUUCUGCUGCGACCAAAGAGUUCAGGUUGGAUCAAGCUCAAGAGCCGAAAUCCUUUGGUCUACCCCGAGAUAGUGCCAAACUAUUUCACCCACAAAGAAGAUAUGGACAUCUUGGUCGAUGCGAUACGCAUCGCUAUGCAAGUAUCGAACUCGUCGGCUUUCCAGAGGUUCGGCUCGAGGCCGCUGACCAUCAAAAUGCCCGGAUGUCAAAAGCACCCGUUCGACACUUACGAGUACUGGGAGUGCGCCAUCAGGCACUUCACGUUUACCAUUUAUCAUCCGACCGGGACUUGCAAGAUGGGCCCGAGAACGGAUCCGGGUGCCGUCGUCGACGCGAGACUGCGAGUUUACGGCGUCAAGGGCCUGAGAGUCAUAGACGCCUCGAUUAUGCCCGAAAUAGUCAGUGGAAAUCCUAAUGCGCCCGUCAUAAUGAUAGCCGAAAAAGCUAGUGAUAUGAUCAAGGAAGACUGGAAAAUGCUUCGGCGAGAAGCCAGCAGAUAGCCAAACCGAGUGAUUCUUUGUGGCGUAGCAAUGAACUGAAUGUGAACAAAUUGAUAAACGUGCAUAAAUUGUCCGUCCUGACAAUGUAAAUCAUGUUUAAUACGCUAUUAUUAAAUAUUGUGAGAUGCAGAUAUUAAUUUAAUUUUGGUAAAUUAAUACUGAAGAAUACAAGUAGAUUCUUUAUUUUUAUGUAAACGAUGACUCAACUGAUUACUUUCGUUUCAGUUUUAUAGCUUAAACUUUAUAAUUUGUACAGAUAACGGAAUCAAUUGUUUUAUAUUUUAAUUUUUGAACGAAAAACCAAAAUAACUAUGUAAGCAGAAAAGUCAUUGACUAAUUAAGUCAUGAAGUUUUUUGUAUUAUUGUCAAUUAUAUUACUGAUACUUGAAGGGUAAAAUUUACGUGAAUAAAUACAAAAAAAAACAUUUUUCAUAGGCAUAACUAAUAUGAAAGGAUUUCAAGCGUUAAGCAUAGUGAGCAUUACUGUAUUAACAAGAUUGCCAUAAAUACUCGCAUGUACAAAUACUAAGAGAAAGUCGAAAAAAAAAUGAAAUUCUAUGUCAUUUGCAUAGUAAAUUCGAACUUAGUUUUUACGAUCAUGCAUAAAAGUUUAGCAAAAUGAAAGAAUAAUUUAAGAUGUCUCAGUAUAUUAUAAUAGAUUUUGUUUUUCACUAUUGUUUGUUAAAGAUGUAAAUUGUAUGAAGCAGCUUGUAUAGAUUUUUUAUUUUAUAAAAUAAAGUUUGUAAAUAUG